Gorilla gorilla gorilla (western lowland gorilla) is the source of this 2283-nucleotide messenger RNA. RefSeq names its product BCL2 like 15 (gene BCL2L15). NCBI's taxonomy places the organism in Eukaryota, Metazoa, Chordata, Mammalia, Primates, Hominidae. The transcript is spliced from 4 exons. The record is from RefSeq and is a predicted model, not a curated record. Gene Ontology annotation, biological process: regulation of apoptotic process. The coding region runs from base 122 to 613 and encodes 163 amino acids. Gene Ontology annotation, cellular component: cytosol; nucleus.
UACAUGUCAGGAAACUACAAGAGGUAGAAACAUUUGUUGAUUUACCAGUGUUUUUAACUUCCUGCUGGGCUGAAAACUGCUUGUUUCGUGGAAAAGCAAAACUUGACAGCAAACAUCUAAAAUGAAGAGCUCCCAAACUUUUGAGGAACAAACGGAAUGCAUUGUGAACACUCUACUCAUGGACUUCUUGAGCCCAACAUUGCAGGUUGCCAUCCAGAACCUAUGCUGUGUAGAUGAAGUAGAUUCAGGAGAGCCUUGUUCUUUUGAUGUGGCUAUCAUUGCUGGUCGCCUUCGGAUGUUGGGUGACCAGUUCAACGGAGAAUUGGAAGCUUCUGCCAAAAACGUCAUUGCAGAAACCAUUAAGGGACAGGCAGGAGCUAUACUCCAGAACACUGUGGAAUCUCUCAGCAAGACCUGGUGUGCUCAGGAUUCCAGCUUAGCUUAUGAGAGAGCUUUUCUGGCAGUGUCAGUGAAACUUCUUGAGUACAUGGCUCACAUUGCUCCUGAAGUAGUGGGACAGGUGGCUAUCCCCAUGACGGGUAUGAUCAAUGGGAACCAAGCCAUCCGGGAGUUCAUCCAGGGCCAGGGAGGUUGGGAAAAUCUGGAGAGCUGAAGAGGUGGAGCUAUUCACGAGACUGAACAUCACUUCCUUGUUGACUGAUUGGGUGAUUGAUUCCUGGGAAUUCAAACAAACAAAUAAAAAAACACUUUUUUCAUUUUAUCAGAACUGAACUUAGCUGAAUAAGUUAUUUUUUACUGAUUGUUAAAGUUGGGAGCAGCUGCCAGAGGCCUACAGAGUUGGUUUUUGUUUUGUUUUGUUUUGUCAACUUAAUGCAAACCACAGAGAUUUUCUACUUUCUGUUUUCACAUGAGUUUUAAUGAGGUUCUGUUGAAGCAAAGACCCCUAGACACAAAGUAAUGACUUGUUAGUAGUGGAAUUAUAAGCAACAGGGCAGGCCUUUGCUGGAGGUAUUUUGAGAGAAAGGGAGAACAAUGGAAACUAUUUCUUCAGAUGUAGCCCUGUCUUUUGGUAAGAAUUGUGCCUACUAAUUUUGCAACUUAAAGGAUUUCAGGAAUCUUUUUGGUUGAAAAAUCUUGUUUUUUUUUUUUAGACGGACUCUCACUCUGUCACCCAGGCUGGAGUGCAGUGGUGCAAUCUCAGCUCACUGGAAGCUCCACCUCCCGGUUUCACUCCAUUCUCCUGCCUCAGCCUCCUGAGUAGCUGGGACUACAGGAGCCCGCCAUCACGCCCGGCUAAUUUUUUGUAUUUUUAGUAGAGAUGAGGUUUCGCCGUGUUAGCCAGAAUGGUCUGGAUCUCCUGACCUCGUGAUUCGCCCGCCUUGGCCUCCCAAAGUGCUGGGAUUACAGGCGUGAGCCACCUCGCCCGGCCUAAAAUCUUGUUAUUUUAAGUUGAGCAUUUUCAUUCAAAAUCAUCCCUAAACUUCAUGUUAAUUUCACCUGAGAAGGACUAUUUUAUGCAUUUUAGAGGUUGGAAGCAAAAAACAAACAAACAAACAAAAACAGUUGUUUGUACUAGGAAGGUCAAAGAAAAUAAAAAUUACUCCAUUUUUACUGCCACAGGAUGCAGGAAGUGCUGGCCCACAUCUAGGACAGCAAGGCCACCCCAGCUUAGAUGAAGCUAGCUGCAUAGCACAAAGCUUUAAAAGUGUGGUUCACACACCACUUGUGGACCUUAUUGAAUUGCUGAUUCGCAUUCCUAGAGAUUCUGAUUCUGUAGGGGUAGGCUGGAGCCUAGGAACCUACCUUUUAAACUAGUUCCAUAGGUGAUUCUGAUGUACAUAUAGAGUGUGACAGCCAUCACUAUAGAGAAUAGAUUGACAAAUUACAACCCACACGUCAAAUCUGGCUUGCUGUCUUAUUUUGUAAAUAAAGUUUUAUUGGAAUAGAGCAACAUUCACUUGUUUACAUAUUGUCCAUGGCCGCUUUUGUGCUACAAUGGCAGAGUUGAAUGAUUAUAGAAGACCAUAUGGCUGGUUAAGUCCAAAAUAUUUACUAGCUGGCCCUUUACAGAAAAAGUUGGCUGACCCCUUCUCUAAAUCAACAUUUCUCCUUGGUAACUGAAACUCUAUUACAGUCCUGACAAUUCCAGCAAACACAGCUGUAGAUAGGGUUUAAACUCAAAGAUAUUUAACUCUUCUUUGGGAACUUAGUCUCCAUAUGUUUGUUAGUUCUUGCAUAAUCCACAGUUUCUCUGGGUCUUCAGCCAAUCAGAGAGCUCUGUAGCUCCUGAGUAGUCCAUUUCUCUGGCCCUACAAGUGAGAG